AUGCGGCGGGGCAAAGAGCGCUGGACGCACGCGGACGACGAGCGGCUGAGCCGCGCGCUGCUGGCGGUCUUCGCGAACCGCGGAGAGCCCGUGGUGCUGAGCGACAACUGCGCGCUCUGGAAGCGCGUGCAGCAGCGCUACCAGGAGCUCAUGGCGGCCGACGCGACGGCGGCGGCGCGUAGUGCGCGGUCUCUGCACACGCGAUGGGCGCGGGGCAUUCGGCCGGACCUGACUCUGUUUGCGUCGCUCGUGCAAAAGACGCAAAGGAACGGCGCGGACGCUGUCAAAGCUGUGGAAAUGGCCGUGCGGCUGUUCCGAGAGCAACGGAGCGAAGCGAACGCGGCGGCGGUGCGGCAGUUUGUGCAGAAGCGGCAGCGGACGUCGCUGACGGGCGGCGACGUCGACGCCGACUCGGAGACGGACUGUAGUCGGCCGAAGCUCAAGUUCGAGUCGUUCCACUUCCUGCACUGCUACGACAUUUUGGGCGCUAGUCCGACGUUCCUGAAGGUGCUGCUGGACCCGAGUCGGACGGCCAGGGGCGACGGGGCGCACGACAAGCGCCGUCGGGUCGACGCAGGAAGUGCACUGAAGAGAGAGGACAGCGCUUCGGUCGACGCACAAGAGGACGGGAAGCGCGUGGCGUCAGCGUCUCGCGCCCCACCUGCGCGUCGGGUCCAAGGGAUGAAGAUGAGCUCUACGCAGAGCAAAAGCCGCACUCAGCAGCAACCGCCAAGUGGCCAACAGCCUCAACGGAGAGACGAGAAGACGCGUCACUCUUUUACCGCCGCCCGACGGGAUUCCAGCCGUGCGGUUGUUACUCUCGACGACGCGAGUGACGACAUUGGCGUUCCUCCUGUCGAGUGUGACCGCGCAGUAGCCAACGAAUACGUCCGCCUGCGCAUCCAGACGCUCCGGGAAGACCGCCGGCUCAAACUGCUGGCUGAGCUUCGCGGUGUCGUCGCAACGAUCGCCCAACUGGCCCAGCAGCUCGCUUGGGACGGGGUGGCGUCUGCUGCAGUGGCGGCCCGGACAGGAAAAGCCCAUGUUGCAUCGAACUCGGGCGUGUUGCGUGACAUCGCCUUUUUCCGCCAUGAGAAGCAGCGGUUGAAGCAACGGAUAGCGGGCCUCGACGACGGCGCUCCGAGUCGGGACCGCGUGGCGCAGACCUAA
Messenger RNA from Hyaloperonospora brassicae, 1170 nucleotides. NCBI's taxonomy places the organism in Eukaryota, Oomycota, Peronosporomycetes, Peronosporales, Peronosporaceae. The record is from the annotation of a GenBank genome assembly.